Molecule: messenger RNA, 3588 nt
Organism: Talaromyces amestolkiae
Lineage: Eukaryota; Fungi; Ascomycota; Eurotiomycetes; Eurotiales; Trichocomaceae
Exons: 5
Coding region: 1-3588 (1195 amino acids)
Biological process (GO): mitochondrion organization; tRNA processing
Cellular component (GO): ERMES complex
Molecular function (GO): metal ion binding; flavin adenine dinucleotide binding; lipid binding
Source: RefSeq, a predicted model, not a curated record
AUGGCGGAACCGACCCCGGCCGUUCAUACAAUCUCGCAGGAGACUGUCAAUGAACCUCCUGCAAAGAAACAGAGACUGGACGAUGUGGCCCCUACCGAAGAGACCCCCAAAGAAGACCGCCGAACUGAAUUACGAAGGCGGGGUAUUGCGCCAGUCAAACCAGAGUUUCUAAUUACCUUGAAUGGCAAUCAAACGGCAACCAAAGCCUCGAACGAAGAUGACGAUAUGGCCGAAGGCGCCGCUCAUGUCGAAAAGGAGCAAGAUCAGGAUAACAAAAAGCGCAAGCAAAAGAACAGAGGUCAAAACGUAGGACGCAAGUUCGGAAGAUCGAAAGACGAAAAAGGUCUCUGUGCGUCGCGUUCUACGCAACCGGAGUUUUCUCCAGGUCAAUGCCAGUACGGCGACAAGUGCAAGUUCGAGCACGACCUCCGCGUGUAUUUGAGCGAGUACAAACGGGAGAAUCUACACACCUUUAAUGACGUUUGUCCCAUUUGGGAGGUCCGCGGAACAUGUUCUUCGGGCUGGAAAUGUCGCUUUGUGCACUCCCAUAUGACUGAAAGGGAUACAUCGGAUGGCAAACGUGAACUAGUCCUUGUAGAAGAUGAAGAGCGCAAAAAACAAUGGAUUGCGAGACCCUUUUCGAAGGACGAUGGAAUGGCAAAUGUUGUUCCUAUUGUGCACAAGGACGCUUUGAGAAGAAGAAAGUAUCCCAUGCCUAAAGCUGAAGCUUACCUUGCCUGGUUCGAUCAGACUACGAAAGAAUUGGAAAAGUUCGUCCAUAACAAAAAGGCAAACGAGACCGAUGGUGCGGAGUCGGAACUUCGGCAGGAGAAAGAGGAUAACAGAGCCCAAUACACUGAGCCUCCAUUCCUGCCAUCGGAAAAAAGAAGAAUCUAUUUUGGUGCAGAGACCCCAGCCUUGGCCCCUUUGACCACCCAGGGAAAUACUCCGUUCCGCAGACUUUGUAUGGAUUUGGGCGCACAGUUCACAUACUCUGAAAUGGCGAUGGGUAUGCCAUUGGUUCAGGGACAGAAACCGGAAUGGGCUCUUCUGAGAGCACACGAGUCGGAACUUGCGUCACCAACUAUUUCAAGCAAAGCGAACAUUGUGCAGGGCUACGACAAUUCUCGUGAUUCCAAGUUCGGCGCUCAAAUCGCAGCUAACAAGCCGCAUGUAGCUUUGAAAACAGUAGAGAUUUUGGCAGCUCUCACCCCACAUCUUCGGGUAAUUGAUCUCAACUGCGGAUGUCCCAUUGAUAUGGUUUUCAAAGAAGGAUCUGGAUCAGCUCUUCUGGAUUCACCUGCCAAAUUGGAAAAGAUUCUUCGUGGAAUGAAUGCGGUAUCCGGCGAAAUUCCGAUUACCGUAAAGAUUCGUAUGGGCACUAAGGAUAACCAACCCACUGCGCUCAAACUUGCCGAACGUCUCGUGUUGGGUGGUACAGAUUCUCAAACGAUGGGCAUUGGACCUCCAGGCAUUGCUGCCAUCACUCUCCAUGGUCGCAGUAGACAACAGCGCUACACCAGAAGUGCGGACUGGGGUUAUAUCUCUGAAUGUGCAGCGCUCGUCAAGAGAUUGCGUUCAGAGUCAGAUGCAUUGUCAGACACUGUGAGAGAGCCGGAAGAGAGAUUGCAGCCCAAUGGAGGUAAAAUUUACUUCCUUGGAAACGGUGAUUGUUACUCUCACGAGGACUACAAUAAUCACAUCCAAAAUGCAAACGUCGACACGGUUAUGAUCGGACGUGGCGCUUUGAUCAAGCCAUGGCUAUAUGAAGAAAUCCAAACCGGACAAUACCUAGACAAGACAGCAUCGGAACGAUUGGCCUUGGUUGAGAAGUUCGCCCGUUACGGAAUGGAUGCUUGGGGCUCCGACGAGCACGGUCUGGGAAUGACUCGACGGUUCCUUUUGGAAUGGCUCAGCUUCGCUUAUCGCUACGUCCCUGUUGGUAUGCUGGAAUAUCUCCCUCCACGAAUUCAGGAUCGACCUCCAGCGUUCCGUGGCCGAAACGAGUUGGAGACGUUGCUUGCCAGCGACAACUACAAGGACUGGAUUAAAAUCACAGACAUGUUCCUUGGACCCGCUCAUCCAGACUUCAAAUUUGAGCCCAAACAUAAGAACCUCAACUGGGAGGCCGCCACCUCCGGCCCCGACGGCGAACAGCUCGCCGAACGAAUCCGCUCCUUCAUCCACGACAAAUUCCAACAAGUGCCCCUCCCGCGCUUCAUACGAUCCGUAAACGUGCAUUCGUUCGACUUUGGCAGCGUUGCGCCGGAAUUAGAUAUUAAGGAUAUCUGUGAUCCGUUUGUGGAUUUCUAUGAGGAGAGUGAUAGUGAAGACGAUGAUGAUGACGACGGUGAUCAUGAGGAGGAUGUACGGUCAGAUACCUCAUCGGAUCGAGCGGCGGAUUCAAUGACGACAGGCAAGCGAGGGAUGAGAUAUGGGUAUGAGAAUAAUGGACAUAGCGAGAAUAAUACGAAUCAUCACGACCAUUUACGAACAUCGCAGUGGGUGGCGGGUGAAAUCGAUGGUCAUCAUCAGUCUGCACAAUCGCCGUUGCGGUCCCCAAUUGGGUUGGGUGAUCACUUGAACGCGCAGUUCAGGUCUGGAACCCCAAGCAUUCUCCCCGGCGUUACGUCGAAUCUGGGUUACCAUUUGAUGAUGGGGAAUCUGUCGGGGACACAGACUCCACUAGGUGCUGUUGCGGGUGGCACGCCAUAUGGAACGGGUUGGCCUGAUGCUGUGAUGCAUGGCGGUAGUCGGGCGAUGGUGCAGCAACAUAGUAUAAGCAGAGGACGGACAGAAAACAAUAACAGAAUCGAUACAGGGUCACCGUCUCGGCCAUCGACUGCAAAUACCAACCCAACUCAGCUAUCCCAAGGACGAAGCGCAGCCGGUAGCUCGUCGAAUAGUACUAGCAACGAUCCUACGGUCAUAUAUAACGACCAUGCAUCCUCUACGACCCCCACGGUGCACGGCCUCCACGAAGGUGAUCGAUCCCGCGAAAAGCAAUCACAAGUACCUAUAUCGGACGAAGAAUCUCCUCCAUCACCAACACCACACAUGCGCGAACGUCGCCCAGAAGAUUUCCAAGUAAUCUGCCGUGUGAAAUAUGCCGGAGACGUGAAACUCUCCCUAACAGCAGAAAUACUGCUUGAUUAUCCCAUGCCCAGCUUCGUAGGUCUUCCAUUGAAAUUGAACAUAACGGGCAUCACUUUUGACGGUAUCGCGGUUGUUGCGUAUAUCCGCCGAAGGGCGCAUCUGUGUUUUUUGUCGCCGGAAGAUGCCGAUGCCUUGUUGGGCGAUGAGGAAGAUGAUCAACAACAACAUCAAUUUCCAACGACCUCAGCAGAAGGUAUCUCUAAUAAUGUCACUGACAACAAUGCCAAUCCCGAAACCCAUCCACCACAACCAAGACGCCGAUUCGGCAGUCUCCUUCAACAAAUCCGCGUCGAUAGCGAAAUUGGUCGCAAGGAGAACGGGAAACAAGCCCUGAAAAACGUGGGAAAAGUCGAGCGAUUCGUGCUGGAUCAAGUUCGACGCAUUUUUGAGGAUGAAUUUGUGUUUCCUAGUUUUUGGACGUUUCUUGUAUAA